Molecule: messenger RNA, 1306 nt
Organism: Salvelinus fontinalis (brook trout)
Lineage: Eukaryota; Metazoa; Chordata; Actinopteri; Salmoniformes; Salmonidae
Product: microfibril-associated glycoprotein 4-like
Exons: 5
Coding region: 103-828 (241 amino acids)
Biological process (GO): elastic fiber assembly
Source: RefSeq, a predicted model, not a curated record
CCACUCCUUCUAAAAAGUACACAAAAGGAUGGAUAAGAGGCACAAUCACAUUAUUCGUCCGUCUGAAAACCAACAGGAUAAAGACUGUUUACCGUUCCAACAAUGCAUGCCCUGAGGUUCGUCCAUGUGUUGCUGCUGUCGGUAGCUGUUCAGUCUAAAGGGUUAAUGUUCCAGCCUCUGGACUGUGCUGACAUCUACAACGACGGAGCCAAGACCAGUGGUGUCUACAGGAUCUACCCUGCUGGACCCAACUCUCCUCGAUACGUCUACUGUGAUAUGGACACCGACGGAGGGAAAUGGACUGUGUUUCAGAGGAGGAUGGAUGGAACAGUGAACUUCUACAGAGGAUGGGACCAGUACAAGAAUGGCUUUGGACAUGCAGCAGGAGAGUACUGGCUGGGUCUGGACACCAUCUACCUCCUGACCCUGAAAAAGACCUACGAGUUGAGGGUGGACAUGGAGGACUUUGACGGACAGAAAGCCUACGCUUUCUACUCCUCCUUCGCCAUCUCUCCCGAAGUCACAGAUCCUGAACUGGACGGCUACAAACUACAGGUUACUGGCUUUAAAGACGGAGGAGCAGGGGACUCUCUCACCUAUCACAGCGGUAUGAAGUUCUCCACCUUCGACCGAGACCAGGACCCCCAUGAGACCAACUGUGCAGUCGGCGCAGUCGGAGGUUAUUGGUUCAACGAGUGUUACUUGUCAAACCCCAACGGUCUUUAUACAUGGGGAUUGAACUCACAGAUGGGAGUCAACUGGAGGGGAUGGAAGACCUUCUACUCUGUGAAAGCCAUAUCCAUGAAGAUUAGGCCUGUGAACCUGUGAAGGGUCCUUCACAAAGUUCCUGUAGUUAAACAUGGUUAUUUAAACUGCAGAUUGCCCCUUUAAAAAUGCUAGAUUAGAAGGUAUUUGCAUGUUUUAGACAGUGUAACUUUGAUCUCAGUCAGUUGUGUCCGAUAAAACCAAAGAGUAACUGUCCCAGUGGAAAUGACUCCUUUUCAAAGCUCAUAUUCUGUUCAACCCAAAUCCUGUUAUUGUUAAUAAACCCAAAUCGUGUUAUUGUUAAUAAACCCAAAUCGUGUUAUUGUUAAUAAACCCAAAUCAUGUUAUUAAUAAACCCAAAUCCUGUUGUUAAUAAACCCAAAUCGUGUUAUUGUUAAUAAACCCAAAUCGUGUUAUUGUUAAUAAACCCAAAUCGUGUUAUUGUUAAUAAACCCAAAUCAUGUUAUUAAUAAACCCAAAUCAUGUUAUUAAUAAACCCAAAUCAUGUUAUUAAUAAACCCAAAUCCUUGGUUACACCCAA